Messenger RNA from Malassezia pachydermatis, 936 nucleotides. Its product is annotated as metallo-dependent phosphatase. The record is from RefSeq and is a predicted model, not a curated record. Gene Ontology annotation, molecular function: protein serine/threonine phosphatase activity. The coding region runs from base 1 to 936 and encodes 311 amino acids. Gene Ontology annotation, biological process: peptidyl-serine dephosphorylation. Lineage: Eukaryota; Fungi; Basidiomycota; Malasseziomycetes; Malasseziales; Malasseziaceae. Gene Ontology annotation, cellular component: FAR/SIP/STRIPAK complex. The transcript has 4 exons.
AUGGCGCUCGACUUGGAUGCCUGCAUUGAGAAGUUGCUUAACAAGCAGCUCCUAAUCGAUACACUAUUGAAGGAAAUAUGCGAGAAGACUAAGGAGCUGUUGAUGAACGAGAGCAAUGUCGUGCACAUUAGCUCACCAGUGACAGUUGUUGGUGACAUCCAUGGUCAAUUUUACGAUCUUCUAGAGAUCUUUAAGAUCGGUGGCGAUGUACCUAUGACAAACUACCUGUUCUUAGGCGACUAUGUGGACCGUGGCUUAUUUUCCGUCGAAACCAUUUCUUUAUUGACGUGCCUGAAACUGCGGUAUCCUAACCGCGUACAACUUGUGCGUGGGAACCACGAGAGCCGUGCUGUGACACAGACCUAUGGGUUUUAUGCGGAAUGCGCUCGAAAGUAUCCCGACUCAAAUGUCUGGCAAUACUUUACUGACAUGUUUGACUUUCUUACUCUUUCGGUUGUCAUUGAUGAUGAGAUUUUCUGUGUACAUGGUGGCCUUUCUCCUUCUGUUCACUAUAUUGACCAAAUCAAGAUCCUUGAUAGGUUCCGUGAGAUCCCUCAUGAAGGCCCCAUGGCCGACUUAGUAUGGUCCGAUCCUGACCCUGACAAAGAAGAAUUUGCGAUUUCACCACGCGGUGCCGGCUAUACAUUUGGUUCUUCAGUGGUCCGUCAUUUCCUUGAAUCGAACAAGAUGUCCCAUAUCUUGCGUGCACACCAGCUGUGCAUGGAAGGCUAUAAUGUGCUCUACGACAACCAGCUGAGUACAGUUUGGUCCGCACCGAACUACUGCUAUCGCUGUGGUAACCUCGCAUCCAUCUUGGAGGUUAGCCCCGAUGGUACACGUCACUUUAAUACGUUCGAAGCGGCACCAGAGAACGAACACGAUGGCCCCUUGCAGGCGGCCCACGCACGAAAUGAAACCAUUGAAUACUUCCUAUGA